AUGGAAGGCAGUAUAGUGUUCUACCCGAUAAUGGCGAUGGGCCACCUCGUAUCAAUGGUGGAGCUCGCCAAGCUCAUUGUCCGCCACUACCACCACCGCUACUCAGUCACAAUUAUCAUUGCAGAGGGACCUCUCCUCACCCCCGAUGUCACCGCCUUCCUUCGCCACAUCUCGGAAACCACCAAUUCCAUUACCUUUCACCACCUCCCUACUCUUUCUAUGAAACCUUCUCCUAAUUGUGCAUCAAUCCAUACAGAAUUCAUUCACCCCAACAACCCAAAUCUCAGCCAUGCUCUCCAAACUAGCUCGAAGUCCUCAAAAGUUCAAGCCUUUGUCAUAGAUGUCUUUCCUACAGCAGCCCUCAGCGUUGCAUCCGAUCUCGGCAUCCCUACUUACUUCUUUCUCACUAGCGGUGCUGUCACACUCUCCUUGCUUCUCUAUCUCCCAAUCAUUCACAAUCAAACCACCAAGAGCUUCAAAGACAUACCCACCACCCAUUUCCACUUCCCAGGUUUGCCACCAAUGCCUGCCUCAUAUAUGCCCGGACCAGUGCAGGAUCGAGAGGAUCAGGUCUACAACGACAUCUUAGAGAUUGGUUUAAACCUACGCAGAUCAAAGGGAAUUAUAGUGAACACCUUUGAGUGUCUUGAGUCAACAUUGAUCAAAGCCAUUACUGAUGGGCUCUGCGUACCAAAUGCUUCAACCCCACCUGUUUACUGCAUUGGACCAUUGAUAGCCACCCCUAAGAAUGAGGGUGAAGCUGUAAAUCAGUGCAUGUCAUGGCUUGAUACGCAACCGAGUCAAAGCGUUGUGUUCUUGAGUUUUGGGAGCCGAGGUGUGUUUUCGGCAGAGCAGGUUAGGGAGAUCGCUAUAGGGUUGGAGAAGAGCGGGCAGAGGUUCUUGUGGGUUGUCCGUAAGCCUGUCUCUGAGGACAAUAGCAAACAGUCCUCUGUGGAAAUUAAAGACCCAGAUUUAGAUGCCAUGUUGCCGCAAGGCUUCUUGGAUCGGACAAAGGAGAAGGGUCUUGUGAUCAAAUUGUGGGCACCACAAGUCAAAGUGCUGAGUCACGAGUCAGUGGGUGGGUUCGUGACUCAUUGUGGGUGGAACUCGGUAUUAGAAGCCGUGUGCACUGGGGUGCCUAUGGUGGCAUGGCCUCUCUAUUCUGAGCAGCGAAUGAACAAAGCAUUUUUGGUGGAAGAGAUGAAAUUGGCAAUGCCGAUGGACGUAUCGGAAGAUGGGUUGGUGAGUGCUGCAGAGGUUGAGAAAAGGGUGACAACGUUGAUGAAAUCGGAAGAAGGGAGAGUGCUUAGAGAACGGAGUCAGAUGAUGAAGGAAAAGGCCAUGGCUGCAUGGACCAAAUGUGGCUCUUUUAUGACUGCUUUCAACAAGUUGGCUGAGUCAUGGAUCAAUCAGCAGUAAAUGUUCACUGGAGCAGAUAAGGGAUGCUAUUACUUUUGAUGUGAGGAAGAAAAUUCCUCAUAAGUUUGCUGUUUGCCUGGAUACAGGUAAAAAUUGGUUCUUGGCAUCUUCAGGGACCUUCCUCUCUUCUCUCCUCCACCUUAGAUUAGGCAUCUUCUUGGAACCUUCUUCUUUUCUAUUCUCCCCCACCCCCAUUUUCUUGUG
This is a messenger RNA of Macadamia integrifolia, 1623 nucleotides long. Its product is annotated as UDP-glycosyltransferase 88F3-like. Bases 1 to 1419 code for a protein of 472 amino acids. Lineage: Eukaryota; Viridiplantae; Streptophyta; Magnoliopsida; Proteales; Proteaceae. Gene Ontology annotation, molecular function: UDP-glycosyltransferase activity. The transcript has a single exon. The record is from RefSeq and is a predicted model, not a curated record.